AUGUGGCGCAAGCGUCGCGGCUCGCUAAAUGGUGGCAACAACAACAACAGCAGCAAUAGCAGCAGCUUUGGCUACAGCAACACCAGUCACAACCCUAACGUUGCGCGCGAGUCCCCAAACUUGAUGACAUCUGCGUCGCUCGCGACUACGCCGUCGUUUUCGUCCAUGUCGGUGGCCAGCAGCAGUCCCUUCUUGGGCAGCGAUCCGAAUGCGAACGACCGUGCGCUUGUGUUUUGCCUGGAAGUGCCGACGCCAGGACCUCUCGGUCUCGACCUGCGCGCGCGACACAUUGAACGAGACAAACCUCAGCGCGGAGCUGUAGUCAAGGGGUUCCGGCCAACGCAGGGAGGAAAGCCCGGCUAUGUCGAGUCGACAGGACGCGUCAAGACGGGCGAUAUCCUGCAGAUGCUCCAUAAGACAGCAAUUGAUGACAUGCCGUUUGAGCAAAUUGUCAAGUACGCGAUACAGCUGCAAAAAGAUCCGACGGCGUGGCCGUUAUUGAUGGAAUUCCGGCGCGAGUCGGAGAGACUCGAGAGCAGCAGUUACGUGGCUCCGUCGUCGUCGUCGUCAAAGCCACGACGCAACAGCUUCUUUCGCUCGUCCAUUUCCAUGUCAAAUCCUGUCCAGGAUGGAAACUUUAACGAGAAACUGCAGUACUUUCGAGGCUUCUUUGCUACGAGGAUUCCUACUGGUGGUACGGCACCGAGGGAGAAAGAAAAGCCGCCUAAGCCGCAGAGAUGGGAAACCGUAGACGAGAUGUACCGCGAGUUGAUGUCGAAGCGCGGAGUGCCCGAAGACGUCAUGGACGAGCUCGUUCGUAUCGAGUCACUGGAAACGAAGUGGCAUGUUGUCUGGUACGCCCAGCAAAAUGAGAAUGAAGACAAUACAAAGUCGAACGCAACAGAGGCAAAGAGAUUUGCUGAGAACCUGGUGGAAUUGAGGUGGGACAACAAGGGUCUGAAGGACCUCGAGGCGCUUCGCGGCAAGAUAUCGAUUGCAUCGACCGACUGGCUAGAGUCUUUCCUGGCUCAUUUCGGUUUGGACUACCUGACGAUGAAGCUUCCUGAUCCGUCCCCGUUUCCCAUUGAGCACUCCAAGUACGAGAAAGCAACGCGCGUGUGCGAGGUGAUUUUGCGGAUAUUGCGCUCACUGACUCAUUUUACGGCUGGAGUAGAAGCAAUAACCAACACACCUGGACUAGUUAAGCGGGUGGCUCUUUGCUUCCAUACAGAGAAUGGGGACGUGAAGAAGUACACACUACAGCUACUCGGAAUCGUGUGCUACAACAGUGCGGCGGGGCACACCGCUGUUAUUGAAGCGUUCGACCAUUACAAGGAAACGAAAGGCGAGAACAUCCGCUUCAGUUGUUUGCGAGAUGCGCUCAAGUCAACGAGAUACUCGCUGGUGUUCAAGGAAGACGUGUUGAGCUUUGUGAAUAUCAUUGUGAACAAAGCUAUUCGACUGGAAGAUCGGCUAGCGAUUCGUUCCGACUUUAUGGCGCUGAAGAUGGCUGGUUACUUUGAAGAAAUUCGGGCCAAAUCGCUUGCUGUGCAGCGUACAAAGUAUCCUCUUGCUACUUCUGCUACUGUCGCGUCGGUGGAGGAAGGUUUUUACGGCAUUCCGUCUCCAGUGCCCGGUUUUCCAGCCACUCCUUCGCCGUUGGUCAGCAGACACGUUGCAAGGAACACUACGUCACCAGUUCUAAGCAGCCGGUCCUCCGAAUCACCAGUCGCUGGGCGAGGAGUGUGUCCAGGAACCCCUGUGUCCAAACUAGACUCCUUGAAGUCCCUCGGUGGACGGCGGUUGUCUGCACGUAAAUGCAAGGACGAUGCGCGUCUUUUGGCAAGUAGAAGCGCGCCGCCAUCCCCCGUUGACCGAGAGCCAGCGUCCCUUUCUCCCGAUGGUACAAUAGUGCGCUCUUCGCUUCCUCUGGACAACAAAGGCACGCACCGGUUCGGAAAUGGAGGCAAUAGCAUCAUCAGUAGCUCCGUGACGCAGCUCCGGAAUCAGCUUGAUAACAUGGAGAAACAAAUUGAUGUGUUUGAGCAGUUUAUGGAAGAUGACCGGAAGGACACGAUUUAUGAGCAGACCGACCUGUCCUCGGUGGACAGUGUAUAUCGGUCUUUAUUCGACAGCAUGACGAACGAACCUGAGCUACAGGCAUGUUUUCUGUCGAUUCUACAGCAAUUGCUUUUUGUUCCGGGCGACCGCGUGAUCGGGAAAGAGAUGUGGGCAAUGUCAGAGAAAGUGAUAAAACAGAUUACGUUAUUAGCUCCCGUCGAGGAAGUACGCAAUUUUGAUUUGGGAUAUGACGACCGCAAGACGUUGUUGAAGAUGCGUGACCGCUAUGCGCAAUUCCUCCAGAAGUGUGCUGACAGUGAUCCGUCGUUCCACUUUCGUAUGGGUCCGAUCAUUUUGAUUGAGAAUAUGGAUCGGGACCAUGACGAUCUUUCGCUUUCGGAUGUGACAGCAGAUGAAACCGAUGAAGAAGAUGCGCCCUCGACUGUGGCUGCUCACGAGCACCCGGAGCUAGUGAAAUACUUCAAGCUGCUGAAGAUGGGGAUGCCAAUGCAUCAAAUCCAGCUGAAGAUGAGCAGUGAGUUGCAGACAUUCGAUCCAUCGGUUUUGGAAACGCCUGACAAGAUGGUUCCGCUUGCUAGAUCGGACGGAGAAGCUGAGAGAAAGGGAACACGAGCUGAGGAACACGAGAAGUAUGCCAAGUUCUUCAAGUUGAAGAAGAUGGGCAUGCCGUUGCCACAUAUUCACCUGAAGAUGUCCGCAGAGGGACUUGAUUGUUCGAUGUUGGAGACCCCGGACCUGCUUCUCGCUGAUGAUGGCACGGAAGUAAGGAAGAGUAUGAACACGACAGGUUCAGCUGGCAUUCAAGUCAAGGAUCACGAAAAGUUUGCCAAGUUCUUCAAGCUGCUGAAGAUGGGAAUGCCUCUUGAGCAAGUCCAGCUGAAGGCAUCGUCCGAAGGCUUGGAUGCAUCUUUGUUGAGCACGCCCGAUCAGCUUGUGGACAAAGAAGGCAACUUGUUUGUGCUUGGACAAGUGGAGCAGCCGUCACGAGGGAUUCCUGUGAAAGAGCACGAGAAAUACGUCAAGUUUUUCAAGUUAAUGAAGAUGGGUAUGCCGCUGGAACAGGUGAAGCUGAAGGCGUCCGCAGAGGGAUUGGAUGGCGAGUUGCUUUCUACCCCAGAUGCUUUACUGACGAAAGAUGGAAGCAAGCUUGUCGAGGCAGUAGUUGUGAAAGGCGUUCCUGUGAAAGAGCACGAAAAGUUUGCUAAGUUUUUCAAGCUGCUGAAGAUGGGGAUGCCGCUCGAACACGUCAAAGUGAAAGCAUCUGCUGAAGGUUUGGAUGGCGAAUUGCUUUGUACUCCUGAUGUACUAGUAGACGGGGGCGGAAAGAAAAUGGAGAUGGCCACGGAGCAGCGUAAGAGCGUACCCGUGAAAGAAAGUGAGAAGUUUGCAAAAUUUUAUAAGCUGCUGAAGAUGGGAAUGCCUAUGGAGCACGUGAAGUUAAAAGUAUUGUCGGAGGGUCUGGACGCCAAUCUCCUGGACACACCCGACAAGCUGGUUGACGAGGAUGGAAAGGAAGUGCAGAGUGUGACGCCCGUCGUGCAGAGUGUACCUGUAAAAGAGCACGAGAAGUUUGUUAAAUUUUUCAAGCUGAAGAACAUGGGUAUGCCGCUGUCCCAGAUUAAGCUGAAGGCAAUAUCGGAAGGACUGGACGGCGAUCUUCUCGACACGCCGGACAAGUUGGUAGGUAAAGAUGGAAAGGAAACGAAAGUAGGUGAUGAGAAGAUGGUGAAGGUAUCGGAUCACUCGUGCUACGUCAAGUAUUUUAAGUUAUUGAAGAUGGGCAUGCCGCGUCCACAGGUGGAGCUGAAAAUGAGCGCGGAGUCGCUAGACCCAAAAUUAUUAGACACACCGGAUGCAAUGAUCUCGGAGAACUCGUUCACUGCAUCCGCAGCGGCAGAGGCGAAACCCGUCAUGGUGGGCGCUCCGAAACCUAAGCUUCGGAACUUGUACUGGGAGGCAGUGAAAAGCGAGGAGACUGCCGGCACGAUUUGGGAAAAGUUUGCAAGGGAAGACGAAGAGAAAAAGAAGUAUGAACUCGGAGCGCCAGCGGGUCCUCCGAGCGUUGUGGGUCUGUUUGCAGCGCGAGCAAGGUCACAGAAGCCUGAGUCUACUGCAGCGAAGAAGGACAUUGUCAACCAAUACGUUGAUCAGCUAUCUGACAUCUUCGUGAAUAAGCCUCCGAAAGCAAAAGAGUCGGAGGUCAAGAAGCCACUGAAACGGCGAGCACCGACCCGCGUUGCCCUGAUUGACGCCAAGCGCGCGAACAACAUUGGCAUCAUGCUAGCACGAUUCCGGUUGCCGUACUAUAAGCUCCGGAAUGCUGUGCUGCUAGUCGACAAGGGUCUCCUCUCCGUCGAACGUGUGUCUGCACUUCUCCAGUUUGCUCCAGAAGACGAAGAGGUAGAUGCUAUACGGAAUUAUGCUGGUGACCCGAAGCUUCUCGGUGAUGCGGAGCAGUACUUUCGUGAGAUGCUUUGCAUUCCGCGGUUGUCCACCCGGUUGCAAGCGAUCCAUGCGACGUGGCAGUUUGACGCAUACGUGGAAGAGCAGCGCAAGCUCAUGGAGUCUGUUUCGAACGCAUGCCGUGAGUUGCAAGCGUGCGAGCCGUUGAAGGAGAUCUUUCGCGUCGUGCUAUCGCUUGGAAACGCUCUGAAUGAUGGCACGGCGCGCGGCGGGGCGAAGGGUUUCCGUUUGAACAUAUUGCUCAAGCUGAACCAGGUGAAGGCGGCGGAUAAUUCGAUCAAUUUGCUCAAUUACCUCGCCAAGCUGCUGCGAGCGAAAGACCCAGCGAUCCUUGAGUUUGACAAGAGCCUGCCGUCCAUUGAGAGCGCAAGCCGCGUCACCAUGCAGGUGCUAAAAGCCGGUGAAAGCGCAGUGCGCAAGGCCGCGACUCUCAUUUGCAACGAGCUUGAGGUGCAUGCGAAACUGCCAGAGAAGGAGUACCCGCAGCCCGAGAAAACGCCAGGCUCUGAUGAAGAACCUGAAAAGAUUUCGGACCGUUUUCAGGAGGUGGUCAAGCCUAUUGCUGAUCGCGCACGGAGGACAUCCGAGCGCACUGCGAAGGAACUCGAAAGCAUGACGAAGCGUUUCGGGGAGACGGUGUCGUACUACGGAGAGGACCCCUCGAGCCUGGACUCUGGUCCGGACGCGUUUUUCUCGAUAUUCUAUUCGUUUGCCAAGGUGCUGCAGUCAGCCGACCGUGACAAUGAGCGUAAGCGCAUUGCCGAGGAGCGGAAGAUUCGUCGGGAGGAGGAGACCAAGAAGCGCCUCGAGCAGCUCAAGCUCAAGAAGAAGAAGAGCAGCUUUGCAACGCUAAAGACUGGAGACGUGGACGACAUUGUGUCCAAGAUCCGUGCGAAACGUGUCGAGGAGAAGCGGCGCGAGUUGUUGGCGAAUGGAUCGGCUCCUUCGUCGGCCACCGGGUCUACGCGUGCCCCUCUGAGCCAACCGCGGAGCGGCGGUUUACUGGCUGCGCUGGAUGAGCUCACGCCGGCCAUGGAGGCUGUCUAA
Hyaloperonospora brassicae is the source of this 5592-nucleotide messenger RNA. Lineage: Eukaryota; Oomycota; Peronosporomycetes; Peronosporales; Peronosporaceae. The record is from the annotation of a GenBank genome assembly.